AUGGCCCCUUCAACAACAUCUUCUUCUUCCCCCUCCACCCGUCUCUCUGCACUCUCCAACCACAUCAUGGGUUCCACAACUCCUGUCUUCACCGCGCAAGCCGUGGCCGCUGCGCCUGAGGAUCCCUUGUUCGGUCUCAUGAAGGCCUAUCGCGAGGACCCCGCUGAGAACAAGGUUGAUCUGGGCAUUGGUGCCUACCGCGACGAUAAUGCGAAGCCGUGGGUUUUGCCUGUUGUUAAGAAGGUAUGUAAUGGCCCAUCCGCUCUCUCGUUCUCCCUCUUAUCUGUCGCUACUCAUUGCGAUUGCCAUUCCCUGCUAACGAGACAAAAGGCCGACAACGCCAUCCACAACGACCCGACCCUCAACCACGAAUACCUCUCCAUCGGCGGCCUGCCCGAGUUCACCGCCGCCGCGCAGAAACUCAUCGUCGGGUCUGAUUCUCCCGCCAUCCGAGAGAAACGGAUCUGCUCCCUGCAGACCAUCUCGGGAACCGGCGCCGUCCAUCUCGGCGGACUCUUCCUCUCGAAAUUCCACCCCAACAAACCAGCCCUCUACCUCUCCUCGCCAACAUGGGCAAAUCACCACCAGAUCUUCACCAAUGUCGGCCUCACCCUGGGUAACUACCCGUACUUCUCGAAGCAGACCAAGGGGCUCGACUUCGAUGGCAUGCUGCAGGCCCUCCAAGGCGCGCCCGCUGGCUCAGUGAUCCUGCUGCACGCAUGCGCGCACAAUCCCACAGGCGUCGACCCGACCCAGGAGCAGUGGAAGCAAAUAGCGACCGUCAUGAAGCAGAAACACCACUUCCCAUUCUUCGACUGCGCCUACCAGGGCUUCGCCUCCGGCAACCUUGCGCGCGACGCAUGGGCGAUCCAGUAUUUCGUCGAGCAGGGAUUCGAGCUGUGCGUUGCGCAGUCCUUCGCCAAGAACUUUGGUCUGUACGGCGAGCGCACCGGCGCGUUCCACUUCGUCUCUGCGCCGGGCGCUGACGCUUCCAAUGCAUCGGCCCAUAUCGCCAGCCAGCUGGCCAUCCUGCAGCGGUCAGAGAUCUCGAAUCCGCCUGCUUACGGGGCUAGGAUUGCUAGUCGGGUCUUGAAUGAUCCGGCCCUGUUCAAGGAGUGGGAGGCUGAUCUGCGGACUAUGAGUGGGAGGAUUCAGGAGAUGAGGAAGGGCUUGAGGGCUCGUCUGGAGGAGAAGGGCACCCCGGGAAGCUGGGCGCAUAUUACCGAUCAGAUUGGCAUGUUCAGCUUUACGGGGUUGAGCGAGGCGCAGGUUAAGGUGUUGAGGGAUAAGUGGCAUGUGUACAUGCCACAGACCAAGAACGGCCGCAUCUCCAUGGCCGGUCUGAACUCGCAUAACCUGGACUACUUCGCCGAAGCUGUUGACAGCGUCGUCCGUGAGACUUCUUAA
This is a messenger RNA of Penicillium riverlandense, 1407 nucleotides long. Its product is annotated as aspartate aminotransferase. Gene Ontology annotation, biological process: L-aspartate biosynthetic process. The transcript is spliced from 3 exons. The record is from RefSeq and is a predicted model, not a curated record. Gene Ontology annotation, molecular function: L-aspartate:2-oxoglutarate transaminase activity; pyridoxal phosphate binding. Lineage: Eukaryota; Fungi; Ascomycota; Eurotiomycetes; Eurotiales; Aspergillaceae. The coding region runs from base 1 to 1407 and encodes 468 amino acids. Gene Ontology annotation, cellular component: cytosol.